Messenger RNA from Xyrichtys novacula (pearly razorfish), 3069 nucleotides. The record is from the annotation of a GenBank genome assembly. NCBI's taxonomy places the organism in Eukaryota, Metazoa, Chordata, Actinopteri, Labriformes, Labridae.
GUAUCUCCUGUUCCGACUUCCUGUCUGGUCCGGAAGGCAGAACGCGGAAUCACACGCCUAUCACUUAGGACAGUCCUGCAAACUCUCUACACGUCAACAAAACUUUCUAGAGGUCUUUUCAAGAUGGAAAAGAAAACUUUUGACACCAAGAGGGAUUUCGCAGAGAUUCUUGCAGAGAUUCAGCGGGGGUCAGAUGUUGAAUUUGAAGACUCAUCUGACUCUGAAAGUGGUAAUGAUGCCGGCUCUGAGGAGGAGGCAUUGUUUAUGAGCGACCUGGACCCAGUCUAUGAGUGAGUAUUUGCAUAUAUUUAUAAGGCUCAGUGUUGUGUAAAUUGAUAUGCACAGUAAACCUUUGUAAAAAACAAAAACAGUGGUAAUUAUGGCACUCAAUAGUAUUGAAUAUUACUGCAGUUUCACAGUAUUAAUUUAUUUCGGGCUAACUUUGCUCGCAGAUACUGCAUUUUAUCUGCCUUCAAAAAUAUAUUUGAUGAAAGAAAAGACAUAUGAAGUAAAUAUAAAUGCAAACAAAAUGUAGUACAGGUGACAGCUUCUUAAUUUAUUGAAUGUUUAUGUAUGUCCAGAGCUGUACAAAUGUUGUUUACCUUUGUUCUACAUAGUAAUUUAUCACCAUUUUCACAGCCACCAAGAGGAGGAGAGUCAAGAACAAGCCGGCCCAUCAGGGGUUUUCACACCUCCAACAAUACCUGCAGCAGUCACCCCUCCCCCACCCUUGCCUGCAAGAGUGUCACCACUUGAAACAAGGUUUGUGUCCUGUGUCCUGAACAUUUGUGUAGUUUGGGUCUCUAAAAGAAAUAAUACACUCUUUACUGCUUCAAUUAUGUAUUUAUAUGUCUUAUUCUUUGUAGAAAUUGAUGUGAAUUAUCAGUCUUCUAAAUAUGUUUCUUUCAACAUCUUGUACUCCUUUUUUCAUGCAACAGUGAGGAGGAAGAAGAAGGUAAAGAGUUCGUGCCACCACAGCACAGAUCCUCUUCAUCGUCCGGUUCUUGGCCUUCUUCCCCUGAACCCAUGAGAGCUCGUGGUCGUGGUCGUGGUCGUGGCCGUGGCCGUGGCCGUGGAGGGCAAGCCAGCAAGCGGCCAAGACCGGCUCCUAUACACCCGGAGGCUCAGCUUGAGAGAUGGCACACUAAAGAAGAGCCAGAUGUUGAGCCUCCAACACCACGGUUUGAGCCAAAGAAUCCACCAGGACCCAGGAUCGACACCACGGUACAGUGGUCCCCGCUCAGCCUCUUCAGGUUGUUCUUCAGCAGCAGCACCAUAAACACUAUUAUCAAUAAUACAAAUGCCAAUGCUGCACGACGGUUGGCACAAGGUGCAAAAUACAAGUGGUCUCCCCUCUCAGGUGACUCUUUCUAUCUCUUCCUGUCAAUAGUCUUGUUCUUCGGCUUGGUGAGUGUGGACUCUAGGAAUGACUAUUGGGGGAGGGACUGGCCGUACCAAUUUGUCUUUCCUAAGUGUAGCAUGACAAGGGACAAAUUUGAGGCCAUCUUUUGGUCUCUUCAUCUCUCUGAUGUUGCAGAAGAUGAAGAGAAUGAAAGAAAAAGGGGAACACCUCAAUUUGACAGGCUAUUCAAAAUCAAGCCACUCUAUGGUGAGAUUGUGAAUGCCUGUAACUCCCUUUUUCAGCCAAACCAGAGCAUCACUAUUGACGAGCGAAUGGUGGCCAGCAAAGCACGCAUUGGAUUUAGGCAGUACAUGAGAGAUAAGCCAACAAAAUUUGGCUAUAAAUUAUUCGUAUUGGCAGAUUCUAAAACAGGCUUCACUUCAAAUUUCUUUGUUUAUCAAGGUAAAGGUGAUACCAAGGUCAAACAGAGGGGACAGACGGAGGAUGGCCUUAGUGUCACAUCCGUCAUGAACCUAAUGAAGUUUGAUCUCCUUGGGAAAGGCUAUCAUCUUUACGUUGAUAACUUUUACACCAGUCCACGGCUUUUCUCGAAAUUACUCCAAAAUCACACUGUAGCUUGUGGCACCAUUCGGUCAAAUAGGGAGGGAUUUCCUAGGACAACCGUGAACGACCUCCCAAAGAAACCUGAGAGGGGAGACAUGAGAUGGAUAAGAAAGGGCAACCUACUCUUUGCACGGUGGAUGGACACAAAAAUUGUGAACAUCUGCAGCACCUUCCACAAGGCAUACAGCGGGGCCACUGUACAGAGGACGGUAAAGGGACCAGAUGGACGCUGGCACAGGGGUCCUGUUGAUGUGCCAGAUGCAUGCAGGGACUACAACAUAAACAUGGGUGGUGUGGACCUCUCGGAUGCUCUGAUUCAAUAUGACACCGUCCACAGCAAGACAAUGCGGUGGUACAAAACAUUUUUCUACCAUUUCGUUGAUAUUGCUGUGGUGAACAGCUUCAUUCUCCACAAAGCAGUGGCCACCUGCCAAAACCAGACCCCUAUGUCCCUCAAAAGAUUCCGGGAGGUUUUGAUGAAGGAAAUGGUGGAGCAGGCUCAACCUGUUACUGCUGCAGCCAGCCCUGGCCCGAGCGGUACCAACACCUGCAUGCCUGUGUUUAGGGGGGGUGAUGGCACUCAGCAGCGCAGGAAAUGUGUGGUCUGUGCGGCCAAGGCAAAGGAAAAGGCCAAGCAGGUGCAGGGCUACAAGGCAAAGGACAUGAAGACACCAGUUUUCUGUUCAAGGUGCAAUGUGUCACUUUGCCUUGUGCCCGGAAGAAACUGCUUUGUGGAGUAUCACAAAAAGUAAUAACUUCUUUGGGUAUUCAAGAACCAUAUUCAUCCGUUGUAAAUAGUUGGAUUUUUUGGACAUUUUUACUUACUGUAAUAUUGUUUGUUGUGUUUUGCUGUGUUUUUUGUUUACCUGCACAUUCCAUUCCUUUACAUUGAUCACUUUAUAUUUUGUUUAUUGAUUUAUUGUUUGUUACAUUUUGUUUACAAAAAGAACUGUAGCUGGAAAGCCAUUCCAUCCCCUUAUUGCUCAUUGUAAUAAGAGUUAGUAGGAGACUAGUCUAAUGGAAAUUAAUUGUAAUUUGGAGCCAGUUUUCAUCAGAGGUAGAAAAUAAACUGGCACAAAGUGUGCCAAAUUGUGCCAAACUGA